AUGGAACGAAUUACAGUUAUAUGGCUUCGUCGUGAUGUGAACACACGAGAUAAUGAUCAUAGUAAAUAUAUACGUGCUCAAUUACGUGGUGUUAUUGAUUAUCUUCAAACAUUUAAUGAUAUUGUUGAUUGUGAAAAAUAUAUCAGAGACAUUAACAACGAAACGCUAUUUUUAGUUGCUUCAUCUGAAUACACUCAAGAUAUUGUAUAA
Molecule: messenger RNA, 210 nt
Organism: Rotaria sp. Silwood2
Lineage: Eukaryota; Metazoa; Rotifera; Eurotatoria; Philodinida; Philodinidae
Source: the annotation of a GenBank genome assembly